Messenger RNA from Oppiella nova, 1609 nucleotides. The record is from the annotation of a GenBank genome assembly. Lineage: Eukaryota; Metazoa; Arthropoda; Arachnida; Sarcoptiformes; Oppiidae.
AUAUGCUAUUACUUUAAAAAUAAAAAUAUUUUAUUUUUAUUUUCUAAAUAGGAUUUUGCGUCAAAUAUGAAGAAGAUGAGUAUUUUGAUUAUUUAAUAUCGAAAUAUGGAUCAGAAAGUGGACAUAAAAUUGGAGAAGAAGGUUUUGAACAACUUUUACACGAUUUAAAUAUUGGCAAUAAUGAGGAACACAGUGAUGAAGAGGAUCAUCAUAUGCACGACCACCACAACGACCACCACAACGAUCACACGCACAGACACCACAAGAGAUCCAUUCCCAAUCAUUUACACAAUGAAACAAAUGAAUCCAAAUAUCAUUGUCUUGACCACGACUUCUAUUUAAGAAGUUUUUCAAACGACGGCUAUUUUACAAUAAAUGAAGUGAAAAACUUGUGUCCAGUUUUGCUGCAACAGAUAGUAAGCCGGGUCUGUGUUGACAAUGACCACCAUCACGAUCACCAAACUCACAGUCAUGAGCCGUCCUCACAAAAAACCAAAUCGACGUCUAAGCUUACAAACGUUGAACUUUAUGGCUAUUCUUCAUUGGCUGUACUUAUAAUCAGUUUGACAGCUAUUAUCGGAAUUUUUAUUUUACCGAUUCUGUCAAAGCAUUCCUACAAUUAUGUAAUGGUUUGCUUUAUUGGUCUAUCAUUUGGCACUCUGGCCGGGGAUGCACUCCUCCAUCUCAUACCUCAUGCAUUGGGUAUUCAUUCACACGAAGAAUCUUCUAAUCAUAGCAGUGGUGAACAUACGGACAGUCAUAGUGAUCACACACACGAAAAAUCGGGAAUUCCUGACUUUUUGUGGUAUCAGUUGUGUGUUUUGGGUGCAAUCUAUGGCUUGUUUUUGUUUGAACUUAUCAUCAAUGCUAUUUAUUCUGAUGAUAAGACUGACGGACACCACGGACACAGUCACUCUCAGAAGCCUGACUUUAAUCUGAAUAAUACUUCCAGUUUAGCGCCCGUACCCACAAAGGACUCACAAAUUCAUUUGACCUCAUACUGUGAUUCGAGCACAACUUUGGACACCAAUUCUGUGGGAACCGUUAAAUCAACAGAAAAUCUCACAUUGAAUAAGCCUAAAGAGAAUGCAGUCAUUCUUGAGGGAAAUACAGUGGUGUGGGGUCUGACACCACUGGCAAUGAUGAUCACAUUAGGCGAUGCCAUUCAUAAUUUCGGAGAUGGACUGGCCAUUGGAGUGGCAUUUACUAGUGGUUACGCGGGUGGAAUAUCCACUUCUUUGGCUGUUUUAUGUCAUGAAAUUCCUCACGAACUCGGUGACUUUGCAGUCCUUCUAUCGACGGGACUGUCAGUGAAAAAGGCGGCGCUUAUUAACUUCAUCUCCGCUCUGACGGCAUUCAUUGGCCUCUAUAUCGGCAUUAUAUUAGGUGCUGACCAACGGUCACAGAAGUGGAUACUUGCCAUUUGCGCCGGCAUUUUCUUAUAUGUAGCCCUCACUGAUAUGUUACCAGAAUUGAAGCAAAAAACCAAAUCAAAUCAUCCGAUUCUGUUGAUUGUAUUGAAGAAUUUGGGCGUUUUAUUGGGCAUCGGCUUAAUGGCUGUUAUAUCCAUCUAUGAGGAUAUGUUUCAUUUUGAAUGAUUGCAUCCAUG